AUGCAGCAGUCGGGAUCGAUCAUCUCGAGCUCGUCAUCCAAGAUGUCGCACAGCACCAACCCCCUGAAGAAGGCCGGUAAGAAGCUCGACAGGAAGCUCUACAAGUUGAAAUCGAAAAUCAGCAAGUCGAAGGCGGUCAAUCAAGAGUGUGAAAAGCCAGCACUCACCGCGGGGCCCGAGGCAAUCAAUGAGGGGAUGGGCAGCAGCGGAAACUCCAUUGACCUCAAACCAAACCAACAAGACAUCAAGACAGCGAAGCGAGACGCACGAAGAGCAAAGUGGGCGGCAAGGCGCAAAGCCUGGAAACAGUUUGCAAAGAAGGCAGGAAAGGGAAUGGUGGUUUCAGGCGCCAUCAUUCUCGGUCUGGUCUUCGCUCCUGUGGUGUUGGUCUUUGACCUCACCAUCCAGUUGGUGGCCAUGGUGAUCGGGCUGGUGAUAGAGAUACUGGCCAUCAUUUGUGCGCCAUUCUGCAUUUGCUUCUCAUGA
Diaporthe amygdali is the source of this 486-nucleotide messenger RNA. RefSeq lists its product as uncharacterized. The record is from RefSeq and is a predicted model, not a curated record. The transcript has a single exon. NCBI's taxonomy places the organism in Eukaryota, Fungi, Ascomycota, Sordariomycetes, Diaporthales, Diaporthaceae. Bases 1 to 486 code for a protein of 161 amino acids.